Molecule: messenger RNA, 10375 nt
Organism: Varroa destructor (honeybee mite)
Lineage: Eukaryota; Metazoa; Arthropoda; Arachnida; Mesostigmata; Varroidae
Gene: Klp31E
Product: kinesin-like protein 31E
Biological process (GO): mitotic spindle organization; spindle elongation; microtubule-based movement
Cellular component (GO): microtubule associated complex
Molecular function (GO): microtubule binding; microtubule motor activity; ATP binding
Source: RefSeq, a predicted model, not a curated record
UUUAACGCGAAAUGUAUCACAUCACUUUUCAUUUAUUGAAUAACGAAAAGUCGACUACAACAAAAAUGAAGUCAAAAGCUGCCAUCACUCCUGAACGCUCGAUAGGCUACUGUGUAGUCGGUGGGCACUGUGCCGUCAACGCACAGAGCGCAUAUAUUUCUUUUAAAAUUCUUCAGAACAACUCCGCCGAAACGUCAUAACCAUUUUUUUUAGACUUUCGAAGUCCUAUAAAGAAUAAAUUUGUCUAAGUUGCAUGAAUCAAACAACUUAAGCGUCCAGUGCCGUCCUCCGCCAGUUCUCCUCUCUUAGUGACGUCACAGCACAACACAUACAGCAUCAGCUGCUGUUUUGAACCGUCAUAGACUAUAGCAGAGAGCUUCAGUUGACCGUCGAGGCCAAGCCGUCUACCGGAGGAGUCGUAGAGUGAGCGUUGCUUGCAGUAGUAAUAUCGUCUUUGUGCGUACCGCAAUUUUGCGGGAUAUUGUCAGACGUGCGGACAGGCUGCUCCCCCUCCUAUUGCGUUCUUAUACUCAAUAAGAUAUUGAAACAUUAAUCUUCUCACGACUGCCGAAAGAGGAUAUGAUUGAAAAGAAAAUCUGGACAGAAAAAUAUCGAUUGUCGGCGUCACUGCGGCCCGGGUGUUGUCAAUUCGCAAAUAAUCCAAACUUACCUCCCAUUAAAACACCUUAAGGGUCAGACAAAGAGUAAGAAAGCAGCUUGAACCCCAGUGAAGAGAAGGGGAAGAAGUCGGUUACUUGACGUUGUUUUUGCGGCUAUAACUUUAGACCUCCAUCUCAUAACUCAUUUCUCUAUAUACCUAGUAUAAGUAAACAUAAUCACCCAGGGGUAGCGGCGAGAGGCGAAAUUAACAGAUCAUUCCGAUUUCGAUUUCCACUCCCUACCCCCCACCACGGUGAGGAAAAAGGGCGACAAAGAACUCGCAAAUGCUUUUCUACAUCACAACAACAAGAACAGGAGAAGUGCUAAAUAACAGUAAUGGAUUGUUGCGACAAGUUUAACUUUAAUUGUCUCUCUAUUGGUCAGGUCAGGGCGCUAAUCGGAUGUUGAGCAGGCAACCAAACGAAGGCGUAAACGUAAAAAAGACGAUAUGCUUCGAGAACGUGCAACAGCCGACUGAAAUUUAUCCAAUUUUUUUACGAAGUAUCUAUUAGUUUUGGAUCGAGCACUUGGAUGCAUGUGCCUACCAGAUGUGUAUAUAAAGUGCGUGUGUGUAUGUAUGUAUAUAAAUAUAAAGAGUUUAUGUAUAUAAAUAUAUCAUCACAGUUACCCAUUUGUACCUAUCUGAUCCAUAGUGUAGCGUGGUAGAUACUAACUACAAGUUUAUUCGUGAGAACUUCAUAGGCCAAAAAGACACGUCCCGAACUCUCAUUACGACGGAUAAUUACCUCAGUACUGAGCGAAACGCGUAGUAAACGCGUGAAGUCAACUGAACUGAAAGUGCUGUGGCUGGGUUGCACUGUUCCCCUUUGUUAGACGGUUCCAUAAACGCUCAGGAGUGCUCAGAGGUGUCAGUAGAGACAGUAUUGCCACCGGAAUUCUAAUCGAAUCGGAUUGCCUGCAACUCGUGCAGUAUUGCUAUUCAGUGGGUGGUCAACGUCGUCAAUUUAAAGUGCCGAUGCCUGUUUUCCCGUAUCAUCCAUUGUGUGUUAAAAGGUAGUUAACAACGAUGCCUCGCUGUGGAUAAAAUAAUCUCGACGCUGUGUACCGCUCGCUGGCAGCCUGAGCGGACACAGCCGAACCUUGUGAAGAUACAAGAUCGAUUUUUGCGCCAGUACAGGAAGCUAGGCGCUGGUAUUAAAGUGUGUGCUUUCCGGCGUUACCCUUCCGGAUUAAACUGAAUCGAGCGCUGCCGCAGUUCCUGCUGCCAUUGAAGAUCGCGUCGCCGUAUGACGUCGUAACUAUGGUCAAAAGCGGAUCUUCGAUGAUGGCCAAGACGGUAGCUGAUGAGAGCAGCGUCCGGGUCGCUGUCAGGAUACGGCCAUUGCUGCACCGCGAGCUCUCGGAAAUGUGUCACGUUUGUACUCGGGUGCCCGCAGGGGAACCUGCCGUUGUCCUCGGCAAAGAAAAGGCGUUCACAUUUGACCGCGUAUUUGACAUCAGCAGCUCCCAAGAUAUCAUUUACAAUAACGUGGUUAAAGAUCUCGUCGACGGGUGUCUUCAGGGAUACAAUGCUACUGUGCUGGCCUACGGACAAACCGGAUCUGGUAAGACCUAUACGAUGGGUACAGGUUUCGAUGUAGCCAUCACACUUCAGCCAGCAGAUCGAGGCCUGAUUCCCCGUGCUGUCGAGCAGCUUUUUCGGGGAAUGGACGAGGCCAGACAGACGAGCUUCGAGAAGGGAGUAUCACCCCCACAGUUUCACACCGCCGUACAGUUUAUGGAAUUGUACAACGAAGACAUAAAGGAUUUACUCAGUAGUGGCGACAAGGCCGGUGAUGGGACUGCAGGUCGCCGGGGUGCGCCGAAGAUCACCGAGGAAAACGGUCAGAUUGUGGUACAAGGCGUCACAGUUCGGGCGGUCCACUCGGCCGAAGAAGUCUUGCAGUGCCUGCACUCGGGGGCCUUAGCACGGACCACGGCAAGCACAAAUAUGAACUCUCAAAGUAGUCGGAGUCAUGCCAUAUUCACGCUAAUCAUAAGGCAGCAAAAAUUUCUACCGGGCGGCCGCGGCAACGAUGAGGAGGGCGCUGUAACGGAGAACGACAUGGAGACGCUAACAGCCAAAUUUCAUUUUGUAGACCUAGCUGGGUCGGAAAGGAUCAAACGUACGGGAGCGACUGGGGUUCGUGCUAAGGAGGGAAUUAAAAUCAAUUGUGGACUCUUGGCUCUGGGCAAUGUGAUAUCCGCGCUAGCCGAUGUCUCAAAACGUGCUACCCACGUUCCGUACAGAGACUCGAAGCUCACCAGGUUACUUCAGGAUUCUCUAGGAGGCAAUAGUCGGACGCUAAUGAUCGCAUGCGUCUCACCGGCUGAUAGAGACUUCAUGGAGACAUUAAACACGCUCAAGUAUGCCAACCGAGCUAAAAAUAUUAAGAAUAGAGUGUGCAUCAAUCAGGAUAAGAGUUCGCAGACAAUCCUGGCACUUCGAAAGGAGAUCGAAGCUCUUCAACUUGAGCUCCUAGAAUAUAGACAGGGUAAAAGGAUUGUGGCCGAGGACGGGACGUUUCAGACAAAUGAUAUGUUCCAAGAGAACCAAAUACUCCUCGCAGAAAACCAAAAUCUACGGACAAGAUUAAAGGCACUCAAAGAGACGGUCGACCGCUUGAAAGUUCGAAAUGCCGAGUUGCUUAACGAAAAGGCAGCUCACAACUGGGUGGCCAUGAACGACGACCAGGAGGGACGAGAUAUAAUCGAGCUACAAAGGCAGUACAUCAAGGAGAUUGAGGAACUAAAGACGAAACUGAUCGAAUCCGAGGAGAUGCGUGCCCAGCUUCAGAAGGCCGCAAAUUCUAGGGUUGUUCGCCGAGUCUCGAAUACAGGGAACGUGGCAACAUUAGGUACCUCUAUGGCGGGAUCUAUGAUUUCUUCUUUGCUGGCGGAUGACACGCCAGGUGAGACUUGCGUUGAAGAGCUCAUACAUCAUGCCCGCAAAGAGGUGCGAAGACUCAAGAAGCGGGCGCGUCCGAGUUCGCAUAGAGAGAAGGAAGAAAACGGAGGAGUAAAGUCGGAUGGUGAUGAGGAUACUUCACUGAAGUCGGAAGCGAACGGAGCCACGCCGGGCAGUGGAGGCAGCGGCGACAACUCAGAUGAAAUCUCUGAUGAUGAUUUCAGCGAUGACGACGAAGAGGAAGACCAGCUGAGGGAAUAUUCCGCAGAGAUGGCUGGUAUUACCCAAGAGAUCUCUAUUAAAAAUCUCAAAAGACGUCCGCUAAGCCCGGCAAGGCCGGCAAGAAGGCCAAUAAAAAGAUGCUGGUGGUUUGCAAAGAUUAGCCGCUUGCGGCCCUUCACUUGUUCGCCUGGUGACCUCGCUGUGGAGCGACUUAUUGAAGAGUUGGAGAAAUCGCAACGACGCAUAUGCUCGAUGCGGAGCCACUAUGAGGAGAAGCUCUUGCAGCUUCAGAUCAAAAUCAAAGAAACCGAAAUGGAGCGCGAUAAAGUACUCAAUGCAAUGGCUUCCAAGAAUCAGUCUCAGGCCGAAGUCGAGGAAGCGAAGAAAAUUCGGGAAGAUUUUGAGAAGAAGCUGAACAACCUACAGGCAGAACUAAAACAGAUGCAAGAUGCAAAGCGCAGACAUGCCCAGCUCGUUAAAGAGCAAGAGAAACAGGAAAAGGUCAUUCGUGAAUACCGUCAGCAACUCGAGGAACUCAAGAAGACUAAGGCCGAACUAAUGAGAAAGAUUCGCGAAGAAGGCAAACGUCACAAAGAGCAAGAAAUGCGAGUCAACAAAGAACUGUGCUCCCUGAAACGAGAGGCCCGUCAAACCGAGAACCGUAUCAAAACGCUCGAAGCUGAGAACCGCGCUAAGGAAAAUGUCCUCAAGCGAAAACAAGAGGAGGUAAACGCUCUACGGAGGCAGGCCGUCACAAAGAUUAAUGGCGGGGUACCUUACGGUCGGAGUGGCAAACCUCAAGCUCUUCAAACGCGCAUCGUAAAAGACCGAUGGAAAAGAUUUGAGAAGAACAUUGACAAAAUGGUCCUUAACAAGCAGGCGAUCCACAAUAUCGAACGCGAUAUGGAACGGUAUCUGCUGGAGCGCGAAAAACUCGAACGGGUGUUAGACCGCACAAUCCGAAAAAGAGAUCGAGCCCUCGCCCAGGACAAAGAUGAAUCCUUGUUGCGUGACCUUGAUGAUGAAAUUGAUAAUCUCAACAGUAAUAUAGGUUAUCUGCAGGAUAACAUCAUGGAGUGCCAGACAAACAUCUGUCAAAUUGAAGAGAACAAGGAAUUGCCCGACCAGCAGCUACUGGACGUCAACGAGCUAAUUGCAGGCAUGGCGCAUGUCACUCCAGAUGCAAAGUUCCUUAUGGAAAAACUCCUGGCGAUGACCGUCAACCAGAGUAUGCAGGCGGCGCAGAAGACGGCGGAGGCGAAGGAGCUUGAGGCGCGGCUGGAGCAGGUGGAAAACAACUAUUCGCAAACGGAACGCCUAUUACAGAUGACAAUCGAGACGCCGGAUAAGGCUUUGGCCCAAGUCAUGGAAGGCCUCGAAUUGCAGGGUGGCCAAGAGAGUCAGGCCAGCUCGCGGUCUGUUUCGCCCGCUGAAUCGAUCCGUUCGGACAUCUCUAGCGCCACCUACAUUGUACCUGGAGAACGCGGUAAAACGUUCAAGGCCCGUCGGCGAACCCCGACUUGUGCAGAUCUUCUUUUUAACGACGGUAGCGAAGCAGGAAACGCUUCGAUUCCCCGUUCAGAUAGCAUUCCGCUUAUGGAUGAAACUGAACCUCCCUCAUUCUUCGGAACAAAUCCUAAUAAUCAUAUAGUCACGACCCCGAUAGUCAGCCAUACACCACCCCAUUCGCAUAUUCCUCGUUUUAACUCUACCGUCGCACCUCAUGGACUGCCUAAUACAGGCGGAGCUCACAAGGACAUAAUGAGUCGGAGCUUCACAUCCUACCGAGACGUGCUAAUCACUCGAAAUCACCCCACUGGCGGUCUUGGAGCUUCAAGUGGGCCUUCACGACUUGAACGCCAUCAUCCUCUACUCGAUCCGACGCCAUCGGGGCUGCCUCGUAAGAGAGACCCGUUACCGGCGUACGCAACGCCGUUGACUCAGAGGAGGCGCUUCAGUCACUCGCUGGCGGCUUCCCCCGGAAACCUGACUGUCAACAGCAACGGCUCCGGACACCAUCCGAGCGGUUUGCUAAGCAGCUUAGGAAACGCUCGAGUGCAUCCAACAUUCGGGUCCAAUGAUCUCAAUUAUGGAAAUCGCCUGCACCAGCAUCCACUACAACCGCAUGUGACCGACUCCACGGGUGUUAACAGCUCAGUCGGAACAGCUGGAGGUUCCGCUGGGGACCAAACCCCGCCGGCUUCACCUUCGGUCACCCGGAAGAUGUUCCGCUCGACGGACGCUAAUGUCUUCACGAGACUCGCUGGAGGACAAACCUCAACGCCUCCGAUGAAGGAGCGUGGCGUUAUCUCAAUGUUUACGGGCCGAGCUUCUAGUAAAAGCUCGUCCUCACCGUUGAUCUGCACCCAUACGGCUGAAGGUCACAACAAAGCCGUCUUGUCACUCGCUGUCACAAGCGAUGUCCUGUUUAGCGCCAGCAAAGAUCGUACCGUUAAGGUAUGGGACCUACGCACAGGUCAAGAGCUGCAAACGGUGCGAGGUCAUCCUGAUAACGUGACCGUCGUCCGCUAUUCGGAGUAUUCCCGACUAGCGUUUUCUGCAUCUACAGCGUAUGUCCGCGUCUGGGAUCUUCGGGAAAGUCCUGCUAAAUGCGUGAAAACGCUGUGCUCGUCUGGGAGUACAAUGACUUCGUUGCCUUCGUCGGAACGGGACAGUCGAGUUCCAACCGGGGAACAGCGAAUCAACGCAGUCGAGCUCAACCACUUUGGGAGUGUCCUUUUUGCAGCGUCAGGUUCCACCGUCAAAACGUGGGACCUUCGUCGGUUUGCUACUAUCGGAAAACUUGUUGGCGGCCAUACUGCUCCGGUGAUGUGUCUUGCCGUGGACGACGUCGCCUUGGACACCAACUACGUGGCCACAGGAUCGAAAGAUCACUAUGUGAAGGUUUUCGAGACAGCGGAACGACCCAACGGAGUCGUUCAGCCAAAAAUGAAUUUAGAGCCUCCUCACUACGAUGGAAUAUCGUCACUAGCUAUGUGCAACGAUUUCCUUUACUCGGGUUCGCGCGAUAUGUGCCUUAAAAAGUGGGACCUCACCAACUGCUGUUUACUGCAAAGUAUCAAUCAGGCUCACAAGGAUUGGAUUACAGCGAUGGCAACAUUGCCUCCUUCCAGCAACUCAGGAGGUCAGUAUCCGCAGCUUCUGACAAGUUGCCGAGGCGGGCUCCUCAAGAUGUGGAACACAGAGACAAUGCAAAACAUCGGUGAACUCAAAGCGCAUACGACGCCUAUUAAUGCCAUCGCUUCGAACGGAGAAUGCGUAUUCACGGCGUCAAAUGAUACGACUGUCCGGAUCUGGCAGACCAAGCUGAAUCAAGACCUCUCUUCGCCUGAUUGUAACGGGGGAUCCCACCAAGAUCGAUACCUAUAAGGCAGCUACCUUCGCCGUAGACUUCCAAAGUAGUCCUCGAAAAGUUUGCAAAAUAGCAACUGUCCAUGGGCUCUCCUUUCUAGACCGUAACGAACCAGUCAACGUUGUCUGACGUCGAGUGUCCACCAAAAUCGAAACUGCCGACCUGAGACGUAAUUUUUUUAGCUCCUUCUCAUACUUGCGUACCGGCACAAGUGACGGUAUAUAUAUUUAAGUAAAUAUGUAUAAGACUUAACUAAAAGAAACGUUACCUAACCAAAAUAUUUACAUAAAAGGACUUGACGAUUCCGUCACUCGGAACAAACAAUUUGACUGCCUGCUCACAAGACUAAAUAUGAAUAAAAGUGAUAAUGUCAUUUUGUUGACAAUACUGAACUUAUGUCUUCAUCAAGCCAGAGUCGUAGUUCCGAUCUGUCUCUCGACAGACACGACUUGAAAGUCUUUGAAGAUCUACUUUGUUACGAAAUUUUUGUUUGUGCACGAUAACCAACAGUUAUUCAUUCGUAAUAAAAAAAUUCGUCACUUAAUGCACGAAAGAUAGAAAAAAUACUUAACGAACGUUCGUGACCGCUAGACAUGCGCUACAAUAAUCUCUCUAGCAACAUAAUAACACCAGUAGCUAUUCCAAUAUGGUGUCGUAUACUGGAUAGCUACAAAUAAUUAACGGCUGGAUUGUUUUAUUCCCAUCGCAAAGCUUCAUGUAUGUAUGUGUGUCUGUGGCUGUGCAUGCGUGUUAGUGGCUUUUUGUGUGUACGUGUGCGUGACAGUGAUCAACCAGCGUACGCUAAAACUAGGACAGAAAAUGUGAAUGAAAGCUAGGAAACAGUAGGUACCCUGAACGGCUUCACAUCCACCGAACGGUAAGUCUGUUCACUGUAAUGACGUUUGGUGAGCCGGCUGGCAGAGAUCACAAUCCACAUGUUCGAUUAAAUCAACACGAAUGGUCAAAUGCAAACAGGAGGCUCAAUGGCUUAGGGUGAUAAAAAAAAAAGUUAUGCCAAAGGAUACGUGAUUUAGAGAUGGUCGAAAUUACUGUUAUCGCACGCGGAAUGCAGGAGUCUAGUACGGUGUUUGCUGUGUGCUUUCCACCACAAGUAAGGUGGGAUUGAAAGAUCAGUUCCUUUAAUACCCCCGUUAAAAAGGUCUACAGUUCGAGUGUUAACGGAUACAGAAAUCAGCAGAGAUGAAAACGAAAAAUGAGAUCUGCAGUUUGCGCGCACCUUGAAAGACGCCAAUGCGACAAUAUACAAUCGAGGCAAAAUCAGAAUAUGAUUCCAUGGACCGUUUUCCGCACAGUUAACUACUUACGUCAAUGACUCACAUUAAAUAGCGCGCAUAUUCGAUAGGGAUCAGAUAAAUCUAUUUUGUCUUCGGUUAGUAGACAUCAGACGGAGGUAGAAACACUUGUUUUUCACAUGUAAUGCAUGUCAGAUGCACCAUAUGUGACAAACAAGUAUAAAAGUAGAUGUUACUACAAUCAAUAAACACUACAAAAACAAAAACAUUUUAUUAGUAGAAAGUGUGAAAAGUUGCGAAACGUUGCCGCACAGGCACAAUAGAUUUGUUUUGGUUUAACACUGUCAAGGAUAUCGAAUGGUAGAGAAUAUACCGCGGUGAAGUAUGACGAUGCAUAUGGUUUCCGCGCGCCUCCUUCUAUGGAGUCGAUUUAGCAACGAAAGUACACUUCUAAACGAGAGAUCGGUCCGUUUCGUGGUUCUCGUUCAAACCUGAUUUCAUCGCUCUUUCGCGCCACAAUACGAAAUCAGUUGAUAUGAUCGUUGUUCCAGUAUGGGAUAUAAUAACGAAGACAUCCAACGAAGAGUGAAAUUUUGUCUUGUUUACUUUUAAGGAACAGGCUUAAAUAAUGAAUAUGAGAAGCUAUUUAGGGUGCGAAGUAAUGACAUGAAAUAAUCGUUACCACUGCUUCCGAAAAUGCCAUUCCAUUUGCAGCGAAACUAUACAAUUGAUUGCUUUAUAGUAGUCUAUAUAUUGGCAGUAAUUGCUGCAGCAGAAUUGAUACGAGCAAGAGUUCUAUGCUCUGUUUUUAUUGGAGUUAGCUAGUUGAUACGAUCGUAAUCAUUUGCAACUAAUUUGUAAUGAAUUAUUAUGAGUUUGUGCGGUUUUUUCUGGUUCAGGAUCUCGCGGCAGGAACCUCGUUUAUUUCCGGUGGCUGUGACCAAACUACCCAAGGUUUAGCAUCUUCACAGAUUUACACAGGAUCCAGGGGACCUGUUCUAUAUUGAUGAAGUAUAGCCGUACAAUUUUGUACGCAUACAUUCUUCUCUGUAUACGAAUGUCUGUACUUGUGUAUGUUUGCGUGGAGAUGACCCAGAUUUGCCGUCCAGCAUAAUUAUGCUCUAACGACAACCACGUUGAUAAGGGCUUAAAUAAGUAUAAGCAAGGACAACCACAACGAGAAAUGACAGUUCGUAUAAUAAUCAAGAAUUAUAGGAACAUAAUCUCAGUACAUAUUGUAACAUACUUAGCAAGAGUAAUAUCUGCUUGCAUAGCCAUCUUCCGAUAAGUUUUUGUUAGCAAAAGUUGUACCAAAAAAGAAACAUGAGAGGUGACACGUCUUCUCGCCGUCUCCGACUGUAGGAAUCGACAUUUACUAAUUAGACGAGUUGUGAAGGGUGAGCCUAGCCAGCAGAACGACAAAGGGAAAAUAUUUUUUCCCUAGGUGUAGUUCUAGAGGAGUGAAAGACGCACUUUAAAGAAGUUUUGAUAUCAAAUACAUAACAUUAUUCGGCUGAGAAUAUACAAAUACUGUGGAUAAUAAAUUUGGGCAACUGAAAACUUCGACUGACAUUCGAGUUCUGUUACCCUCUGGCAUGGGCAUAGGUCGGCAACAAACGGAUAUUGUAUCAACGUUACUAACGUGAAAUAAUAUAUAAAUCUUUCUCAUAUAUAUAUAUAUAUAUAUAUAUAUAUAUAUAUGGGAAGACCUAAAAAAAUGGUAAUAAUUUGUGUAAGGCAUAAAGCGUAGCAAAGAUGUAAGAAAAAUAUAACUAGAGGUUUGGAAGUGAGAGUGAACAAACGCGUUAGAACUUAUUGUUGCAUCUGAACAUGAAUAAAUUCAUUGAAAAAUGAACUUACAGAGCAUAGAAUAUACAUACAUAUAUAUAUAUAUAUAUAUAUACGAAAGGACCGACUGACAAUUAAGACGACUAACGGCGAUUAUAACACAAUAGUUAA